Messenger RNA from Aphanomyces invadans, 669 nucleotides. RefSeq lists its product as hypothetical. The record is from RefSeq and is a predicted model, not a curated record. Lineage: Eukaryota; Oomycota; Saprolegniomycetes; Saprolegniales; Verrucalvaceae. The transcript is spliced from 4 exons. Bases 1 to 669 code for a protein of 222 amino acids.
AUGGGGGCAGGUGCGUCAGCGCAUGCCAACCACCGCCGGCGCGCGCUGAUACGAUGGCACAACCAACAUGCACACGUUUCGCUCACGACGCAGCUGGCCCUGGCGUUUGGUGAUGCGAGUUUGGCCAUUUCAACUGCAGCCGUCGCAGAAGUCCUCCGACAGUACUGCAUCCUGCCGUCGUCGUGCACUCUCGACCAAGUUCGUGAAGCGCUGCACGCCCUUGGAUGCGAAUACCAUGCCCCUGCGGACGUCCACGAUGUCCGGCACCUGAUCGACUACUUUGCUCCAUCCGUUCUCUGCAAGGACGUCCCACGGCAUAGCAUGCAUGCAGCUUGCAAGACGGGGAACCUCGAUGCAGCUAUCGCAGCGGUCCAGAUGAAUCCAGCUGCGUGGCACGACGUGGACGCGUUUGGAAACCUGCCACUCUACUACGCCAGUGUUUACAACGACGCCGCGGCCAGCUCGUCUGUUGGCUGGCCGGCGCUGUCCGCUGCCGAUCGUCUUCGAUGCGCCACCAAUGCAUUGACGCCUCAAGUCAAGGCCCUGCUCGAGACCAACGAUCCAUCUCCCCUCGCGCUUCGCCACGACGUGCUCAACGUUUUCACCGACGACAACGAUGUCCUUUGGGACGGUGCACUGGCCUCCAUGUUUGACGGCGAAACCCAAUAG